Molecule: messenger RNA, 276 nt
Organism: Microthlaspi erraticum
Lineage: Eukaryota; Viridiplantae; Streptophyta; Magnoliopsida; Brassicales; Brassicaceae
Source: the annotation of a GenBank genome assembly
AUGGGUUUGGUCGAGCUACCUCCCAUUGCAUGGGAUCAAUCGAGCUGUCUCCUUUCGCACGGGAUCGAUCGGGGUCGAUCGAGCUUGUUGUGUCGCGAUGAGUCGAUCGAUCUUGGGAGGAGUCGAUCGAGCUCCUUAGGGCUCCGUUUUGCUUGCUUUCUCCCUAUGUUGGUCCAUGUGACCAAAGCUCUCCCUGUUUUACCUAUUCCUAUCCCUGAUUCUGCAAGUGCACAGGUCAGGUGUAGUAACGGGUUAUCGAACACAAGGAGCAGAUAA